AUGUUCUCUCUUUCAGCAGCAAAGUGUUGUCCUUUGUUCUUCCAGAAAAUCAGUACACAUAAAGUCUUUGCAAGAGGAAUCUUGUUUUUCUACGCUUCAUCUCCAUGUCGACGAUAUGGUACGGGAGUUGAUCUUUACAGGUCUUCCAAGCAGUUAAGUGAGUACAUGAAAAUGGGAAGAAUUCGCAACGCACAGAACCUGUUUGACGAAAUUAUUGAGAAGAACGUUGUGGCAUGGUCAAUCAUGGUCCACGGGUACUCCAAGAACGGUUUUUAUGAAAAAGCGUUAGAAUUUUUUACUGCAAUGCGAAAUUCCGGUAUAGUACCCAAUUCUUUUACCUUUGUGGGGGUUCUUGUAGGUAUCUCUGGGUUGGAGGACAUGGCACUUGCCCGAGUCGUUCAUGGGCUGAUAGUGAAGACUGGGUGGGAGUUUAAUUCAGUUGUGGCUACUGCGCUACUUGAUACUUAUUCAAGGUGUCGGUUCAUAGGUGACUCUUACAAGGUUUUUGAUACUAUAAGAUUGGAAAGUGUGGUUCCAUGGAAUGCAAUGAUGAGUGGAUUUGUGUAUAAUGAGCUUUUUACAGAGGCAUUUUGUCUGUUUAAUCGAUUCCGGGAGUCUGGUUUUGCCCCUAAUUCUGUGACAGUAAUGAUCCUUACCCAAGGCUGUGUUGCCAUGAAAUCUAUGCAUCUUUGUGAAUCAGUUCAUAGUGUUUGUAUUAAAUUUGGUCUUGUUCAUGAUAUAGAGGUUAGCAAUGCACUUCUUUCCAUGUAUUCAACUUUGACAGACUUACAUGUGGCUGCAGAAGUGUUCAAUGAAAUGGAAGAUAAAGAUGUUAUUAGCUGGUCAACAAUGAUGAGCUUAUUGGUCCGGCAUGAAUAUGUGUCUGAUGCUUUAAAGCUUUUCUUUCAAAUGAAAGGUUUUGAGGCCAGUUAUGACACCGGUGUCCUAGUGAAUCUCAUUUCAGCUUGUGGACUUCUGGGAAAUUUAAAAAUGGGGAAAUCUGUUCAUGCUCAGACUAUCAUUAAUGGUUUUGAAUCGAACAUUCAUCUGGCUAAUGCCAUCAUUACAAUGUAUGCAAGAUUUGCGGAUUUAGAUUCCUCUACAACUUUGUUUGAUCAAUCAACUAUGAAGAAUGUGGUUUCAUGGACAUCUAUGAUUUCAGGGUUUCUGCUUAACAGGAGGCCAAGGGAGGCACUUGAUAUAUUCAUUGGUGCAAGAAAGGAAGAAGGUUUCUCUGCUGAUCCGAUAAUUUUGGUAAAUACGCUAACUGCAGCAGGUGAACUAGGUGUAUUGGACCUUUGCAUGCAGCUCCACUGUUAUGGUUUUGUAGCUGGAUUUAUAAAUUAUAGAUGUGUGCCAAAUUGCCUCAUAUCAGUUUAUUCAAAGUGUGGGAAUGUGGAACUUGCACAUAGUGUUUUUAUGCAUAUGAGCUGGCUGCGCAAUAUUAUUUCUUGGAAUGCUCUUAUUUAUGGGUAUGGGAUCAAUGGCCAUGGAGAGACUGCUCUAUCUCUAUAUAACGAGUUUAGGAAGUGUGGAGGAAUACCUGAUGCUGCUACGUACCUGUGUGUAUUGAGUGCUUGUAGUCGUGCAGAAAUGAUAAAUGAAGGUUUGAUGAUUUUCAGUAAGAUGCUGGAAGAAGAUGACAUAAGAGUUUCUGAAGAGCACUAUGGAUGUGUUGUUGAUUUGCUGGCUCGGGCAGGUUACUUGUCUGAUGCCAGUGAAUUAAUGGACGGUAGAGAUCAAAAUGCUUGGAAGGCUUUACUGAAUGGCUGUGUGCUUCAUGGUGAUAUGAAAUUGGCAGAGGUUGCUGUAAGAAGGUUGCAUGAACAGGCCGAGGCAGACCCUGAGCAGGCUGUGCUUCUGUCGAAUCUUUAUGCAUUAGUUGGGAGGUUUCAGGAUGCUGAAGCCUUGAGGUUGAACAUGGUGGGGAAGAAAUCGAUGAAAGAUCCAGGGUUAAGCUUUCUCAGUGGUAAUCUAUAUAAUGGUGGUUGACAUCCAUGUUACCGAUCAACUAGUACAACAGCUGUGAUCUAACGUUGUAAACAUGGAUGCUGUUUAAAAAGGGUGUUGUUGAAGCGUGCAGACAUGAACCUCAGCAGAGGAUGCUCGAAAGGAACAAAUCCGCAAUCAACUAUGUCACAUUGCCAAAGCAACCUCUACCUUCUUGCUGGUGUUUCUUGGGCUUAUGUUUGACAUAAUGGCAAAACUCAGGCGCCGACCUUCAAACGUUGUUGGCCGGAAGAUGUGUAAAGGUGGCAUUUGCUGGCAUGAUUGUUCCCAAGUCUGCAUUGUGUAUGACUACUAGAGGUAAAUGGUGAAAAUCAAGAUUAAAAUAUUUAUUGGCUACAAUGAGAGAAUAAGAGAAGAAAGAACAAGUUGGAGGGUUGUGAUUAUUCUGGUGCCAAUUGGGGUGCUGGUUGAAUUAGUCUCAUGGAUAUUUGAUUACUCAGUUCAACAUUGUAAACAAUUAUUGUGUGUUUGCAAUUUACUAUACAACUUGGGAACUUUUUCUGUAA
This is a messenger RNA of Ipomoea triloba (trilobed morning glory), 2516 nucleotides long. RefSeq names its product pentatricopeptide repeat-containing protein At3g03580-like. The record is from RefSeq and is a predicted model, not a curated record. The coding region runs from base 1 to 1992 and encodes 663 amino acids. NCBI's taxonomy places the organism in Eukaryota, Viridiplantae, Streptophyta, Magnoliopsida, Solanales, Convolvulaceae. Gene Ontology annotation, molecular function: RNA binding; protein binding. The transcript has 2 exons. Gene Ontology annotation, biological process: RNA modification.